UCUUCGAGUCACUCGUUCCUGGGGCGGGGCGGAAGUGGUUCUGCGUGGUGCAUUGUGGGGACUGUGGUUCCGGUGAGCAGAACUGAAGCUCCCACAACACCCGAGCAGCAAGUCGGAAUUGACACUUAACGCGGACCCAUAAUGAGAGACAAGCAGAAGCGGCGUAGGGAGCGGACAUGGGCGGAAGCAGCGAGGAUGGUUCUGGAGAAUUAUUCUGAUGCCCCAAUGACUCCAAAGCAGAUUCUAAAUGUCAUUGAAAGCGAGGGGCUAAAAGAAACCAACACUGGCACCUCUCCCCUUGCCUGCCUAAAUGCCAUGCUGCACUCUAACUCCAGAACUCGAGAGGCACUCUUUUACAAACUUCCAGGGCGCAUCAGUCUUUUCACAAUGAAGAAGAAUGCACUGCAGUGGUCUCGUGCCAUGCCCUUGCCAGAGGAUGGUGACACAGAGGAUACAGAAGGAGGAAAAUGGAAUGAAGGCAAAGUGACAGCUGCUGGUGAGAAUGAAGAAGCGUGCAUCAGUGCCUCGUGUUCCAGAGAAUUGCACUGCAGGGAGACAAGGUCCCUGGUACAGAUGAAUAAGCAGAAGAGGAGAAGUGCUGUUCUCCUCCCUCGUGUAGUGCUGACACCACUGAAAGUCAAUGGAGCACAUUUACCUUCUACUUCAGGGUUAUCUGUGCAUCAUGGCAGCCGAGAGUCCAGCCGAGUCCGUACAGCAGGAGGAGGGUUGAGUUUUCAGAGGAGAGCAGCAUUCAGUAGAGAUGGGACUCAUCAUUUAAGGGGAAUUCGCAGCCCUGGGCCAGGACAAAUGAAAAGGAGCAGGGUAGAGGAAAUAGAUUUUGAGACCCCAGGGUCUAUUCUUGUGAAUACAAACCUUCGUGCUCUGAUCAACCUGCGAACCUUCAGUGCUCUUCCAAACAAUCUCCAGCAGCAGUUACUGCUCCUUCUGCCUGAUGUCGAUCGACAGGUUGGUGCAGAAGGGCAGAUAAGGAUGAGCACCAGUGCACUGAACAAUGAAUUCUUUGCCCAUGCUUGUCAGAGGUGGCGAGAGAGAUUGGCAGAUGGGGAAUUCAUGCCCGAGAUGCAGCUGCGGUUACGACAGGAGAUGGGCAGAGAGAAGAAAAUUGAAGACUGGAAAAAAAGGUUUUUUGAAGAAUUUUAUGGACAAAAAUUGGGGCUUACUGAUGAACACUUAUCAGACGAAGGGGAGAAGAAUGGGCAGUCCACCCAGAGAGUGCUACGCAGUGCCCAGGUGAAGGUGACUGAGGCUCAGCCUAAGAAUUUGUCUGUGGCGGUAAUGGAUAGGAGAAACAAAAAUCCCAGAGGAAAGAAAGAAAAAGAAGAAAAUGUGGAAAUUCAUUAUGUGAGCACAGAGAUUAAAGAGUCUUCCUUGCCACCUCUGAAAGGAUCAGACACUCAGCCUCUGGGUGUUGAGGCAUAUAUUCCUCCCAAUGGUUCCCAGAGCCUCCCUGCUUUCCCUGACAGAGUCCCAGAACCUCAUCCACAGAGUUCUGAACAAAAGCGAAAAAUUGAGACAGAGCCUCAUAGCCCCUCCAUCGAAAAGAAACCCCGAAUGGAGCAGCGUCGGUCCUUUCGUAACACAAUUCAAAACGUUCACACAGAAAAGCCACAGCCCACCAAAGAAGAACCCAAAGUCCCUCCAAUUCGGAUCCAACUUUCUCGGAUCAAGCCUCCCUGGGUUUAUAAAGGUUUGCCAGCUCACCAGUUCUAUCCCCGGAUCAUCCCAAACCCUGAUCCCCCUGGGGGCCGGCCUCCUCCCCGCUCACCUCCUGACAGUCAAACCAGUUCAAUUGGGGGAGGAGGUGGUCCGGGAGGAGGCAGAAAGUAUAAGGCAAGAAGCGAAACCAGAAAGCGAAAAGUCAGAAAACCCACAAAGAGAAAACCUGGAAAGCCACUUGCAAGUUUGUGCAGAACACAAUUACUGUCGCCAGCAGCCGCGAGGAACAGUUUAACAAAAGCCACUGGGAAACUUGGUGCCAGGAGCAGUUGUUACUCACUCAUCAGGACUCUGCUGAACACUUCAGUACACUCUGUAACUGGCAAGGUCAAAGAAUUCAGCGUGGCUGGAGCUUUUAAACUAGAGCCCAUGUGUGAAAUCCUUGAAAAUGAACUGUUUCUAUUAGAGAUUUGUGAUGCCCUUUGGGCAUAUGACCAGGGCAAUGGCCACGAUAGAGACUCUGUGCAACCAAGUAAUGUAACCCUUGUCCAGAGGGAAUCUAAUUUAAACUCUUCUCCUGCUGUUGAUAUCACCAGGUCUGUACCUUUUAAAGAAUCUAGUAAUGGCAACCAUGUUGAUUCUCUGUCCAUGGUUCUUGGUGAUGUAUCCAAUAUUUUACAGAACAGAAGAAAGCCGCUUACAUUAAAAGGAAAACAAAUGUUCUGCACCCUAAAUAAAUGUAAAAUUUCCUUCCCAGAAAAGUUGCCUUCUGUAUCACAGCCUAGGGACAACUUGUCAUAUAGAAAUGUACAAAAACCCUUUCCGUCUGCCAUGAAAGUUAGGAUUUGCCCUAAGACUUCGACUGGAAUAGCCGAUUCCUGUGCAAAGAUUGAGUUCCUGUGUCCCAGACCUAAAACUCUUCUAGGAUCCAGUUCUAGAAUCCUCUCCAAGAUUCCAGCUCUACAUAGCGAAGAACAACAUCUUCGUGAUCACCCAAAACCAGCAGCCCGUGUCCUGCCAAUUGGACACACAACACAGUGGGGUAAUCUGAAUGGCCGCAAGCCAUUCUCUCUUCCUAUUUAUAAAUCUUCUGGAGAUUUAAACACAAAGGGUCCUAAUUUUAAGAGGUGGAAUUUUCAGGCUCAUUCAGGCACCUUGACAGAAGAGGCCUCUUCUGUAAGUGCACCAUCAAUCCCUGGGCUCCCAAAUGAAGACCCUUAUUCAUGCCUGGCUCUUCUCGCAGCUGAAAAGAUAAAGAGACACAAGCUGGCCUGGCACUGCCCUUCUUUGACAAGAUACCUGCCUGUUGCCUGCAGCUAAAGUGUAUGGCGUACCACACUGUGCAUUUCUUAGGAGAGCUGUACAAAGAUUCGUUCCCAUCUGAUCUGUGCUCCGCAGCAUUCUCAAGGAGGGUCGGAUUGGUGCCAAUCUUCCAGUAAAGCUUCAACAUUAACCCUGUGGCAGAAUUUCAUGCGAUCUGUAUUUGUAGAAGAGGCUGCUGUGCCGCCGCAUGGCACCAAUUCUUGCAGUUCUUUUCCCUGGGUUUUCAGUAAGUACGUGCCUCUUUCUCUGAAUGAGUUUGUAGAGCAUGGAGAAGAGAUCCCUGCAAUGAUUCUGCAGCCAACAAGCCAUGAGCAUGUGCAAAGGGUGUUUGGGCCCUCUGUCCCACUGACUGUAGCACCUUCUGAGCUCUGUGUUUUGUGCCUUGUCAUAAAAAUGCCAGUGGCUCUGGGACAGCAAAUAGUCACGCCGGUGUUUUCCAUUGAUCUCAGCCUGGAACUGUAAAUAACAUAUUCUUUCACUUUGUUAGACAUAUAAGUGCAGAUAAAGAUGCUUCAGCUAUUUCUAGUAUUAAUCUCUUCAAUGGGGCAUUGUUGGACCUGCCUUGCUAAUGUCACCUCUGCAUGGUGGGCUUAACUGCUAGUUGGGGGGGGGGGGGAGUCCAUCCUUUGUUCUGCAUGGACAGUAUUUCUUCAAAGAGGAGGAGACAUUUUAGGAUUGAACGGGUAAUCACUGUUUUUGUAUAAAGUAAAAUAUUUGGCUCCUGUAAGCACCUUCUGCAUUCCAAUGUAUUUAUGUUGUAAACUCUAUAAAUGUAUAUUCUGUAUAGAUGGCACCCUUGUCUUGUAUGCACCUAACCUCUCAAUAAACGUGUUCUACAUUCA
Messenger RNA from Xenopus laevis (African clawed frog), 3842 nucleotides. RefSeq names its product ASXL transcriptional regulator 1 L homeolog (gene asxl1.L). The coding region runs from base 142 to 2997 and encodes 951 amino acids. Gene Ontology annotation, molecular function: chromatin binding; peroxisome proliferator activated receptor binding. The transcript has 13 exons. Gene Ontology annotation, biological process: regulation of DNA-templated transcription; animal organ morphogenesis; positive regulation of transcription by RNA polymerase II. Gene Ontology annotation, cellular component: PR-DUB complex; nucleus. The record is from RefSeq and is a predicted model, not a curated record. Lineage: Eukaryota; Metazoa; Chordata; Amphibia; Anura; Pipidae.